CACGCUGGGAUGGUACUCGGAUGUCUGCAGAGACGGCUGCAGAGGGGAGUGGUGGUGGGAGCGCCGUCUCGUGGUGCUUCCUGAGCUGGAUUUAUGCCUCUCAGCUGCUGACUGGCUGACAGACGAGCGAGCUGAGCGGCUCAGGCAGUGCUGCUCCUCCAGCUGCUCACCGGGGCGAGAGACACACAGAGAGAGAGAGAGAGAGAGAGCAACACUCAACGCCAGCAGAUGGUGCGGGAGCAGUACGUGGCCACCACCCCGGGCAGCAGCCCGCCGGGGCCGGUGCCCGACAACGUCUACAAGAUCGGCAUCUACGGCUGGAGGAAGCGCUGCCUCUACCUGUUUGUCCUCCUGCUCAUCGUCAUCUUGGUGGUGAACUUCGCCCUCAUCUGGAUCCUCAGGGUGAUGUGGAUGGGGCUCCUACAGGUGAACCCGGAUGGGGUCAAGCUGGACGAGGGCGAGUCGGACUUUCUUUUCCCCGUCUACGCUCAGGAAAUCCACUCCAGAGAAGACGCGUCCCUCCUCGUGCACUCAUCGGAAAACGUUUCGCUCAACGCCCGCAAUGAAAAUGGUGAAGUCACAGGGAGGAUUUCUGUGGGUCCUACGGAGGCUCAGGGACACACUCGAAAUCUGCUCAUCAGCUCCCACAACAACAACAUGCUGUUCACCGCAGAUGGCGGCCAGGCUGCGAUUGGACCGGACAAACUACGAGUCACAGGUCCUGAAGGAGCCCUGUUCCAGCAUUCAGUGGAGGUUCCCCUGCUGAGAUCUGAACCCUUGAAGGACCUGUGGUUGGAGUCUCCCACUCGCUCUCUCACUGUGGAAGCCCCAAGAGGAGUUCACUUCAAAGCGCUGGCCGGAAACAUUGAAGCUGCUUCCAACAUGGACAUCGUCCUGCAGUCGACUAUAGGACUGCUGGUGCUGGAUGCCGAGACGGUGCGCAUGCCGAGCUUGCCUCUGGGCGGAGGAGGGGUCUCUGGAAAUGAUCAGGGUCUCUACGAGGUGUGCGUCUGCCCCAGCGGGAAGCUCUUCCUGUCCAAGGCCGGGGUCACCUCCACUUGCGGCGAGGAUCAGGAUUGCUAGAACGGGCCCUCGACGAGGUUUUGGGAGAUUUUCCCAUCCCUCGGUAGAUGCAUCGUCCGGGAGGCACAAAAAGCACAACUGUUUUAUAUUUUAAAGUCUUUAUACCACAGUGGGUCACCGAUCUCACAGCUCAGAUCCCACUGACACAUUGAGGCCUGUAAAAAUACAAACGCCCGCUGGCGAACACGUAGGAGACGUCAUGAAGUGCAUCCUUUUUUGAGUUGCAUUUGUGAUCUUCUAAACCAUUCAGCUGAAAUGCAUCGUUCCAAAUUCAGCAGCAUCAGAGCUUUGUGAAGAUUCUUUUACAGGCACAGUAUCAUGGCUGGGCAAUGAGGAGCUGGUAACAGCUUACAUCCUAUGCAAUAUUACCUUGUGGUGCAAUAAAUAAAUUGACUCGUAUCAAGGGCUUGGAAUAAUUCUAAAUAUCUGAAAUGCAGAUAGAAUGUUUUUUUGGUGGACACAACCCCUCUGGGUCCAAGCCCUCGAUAGGAAUUCUUUCGUUUUUUUUUAAUUUUGUCUUGGUUUUUAGCAUGUUUUUAAUUAAUGGUAAAUAUCUUGUCAUUGUCGGUAAAAAAAAAGAAAAGGUUUUUUUGUUGUUAAUUUUCACUGACAUAAAACACUCCGCAUCAGACUUGUUUAUUUUUGUUUCAACUCCUUUUUUAAGGGUUGAAAUUAAAAUACUAUGUGCUUACGGUACCCUGAAGUGUUACUAUUUUGGUAUUGAGUGUGUGCAAUUGUUUACGUUUUUUUUCUAGUUAAUAAAAUGAUGUAUGUUUGGAGUUUGUAUUUUUAUGCCCAACAUAAGCAUCCACUUAGUUACAAGACAGUUUUUUUUUUCUUGCAAGUGAGCUGCUCUGUUUGUUCAGGAACCUCAUUUAAGACCAAGAGUCUGAAAGAACAUCACUAGUGAUGAAAAUAGAAGCAAAAACUAUGCGUUUCUAAUAGAAUAAACAUAGUUAUCGGUAGGUUAUGAGUAACAGCAUUAUUUUUUAUUUUGGUUUUGUGUCAAAUAUGCCUUUUCUACACAUUAUGCAUGAUAGGUAAUUCGUUAUAUUUGUGUCUAAGAUAAAUUCUUAAUACAGUGUUAUUAAGUAAAAAAGUGAAAAUAUUUUGUAACUUCUGCAUUGAGGUUAGCAUUAAUUCAACUGCAAGACUGCAAAAGUACUAUCUCAAUUGUAUCAUUAGUAUUUCUAAGUAGCAGUAAUAAUUAGCAGUUCUCACACAUGUUCUGGCAUAUUUUAAUGGUAUGUAAUGUGUAUUUAUUUUUGUAUGUUGAAUAAACUUUGUGCUAUUCAAUGAU
Messenger RNA from Pungitius pungitius (ninespine stickleback), 2383 nucleotides. RefSeq names its product sarcoglycan, gamma (gene sgcg). NCBI's taxonomy places the organism in Eukaryota, Metazoa, Chordata, Actinopteri, Perciformes, Gasterosteidae. The record is from RefSeq and is a predicted model, not a curated record. Gene Ontology annotation, biological process: cardiac muscle tissue development; heart contraction. Gene Ontology annotation, cellular component: sarcoglycan complex; sarcolemma.